Molecule: messenger RNA, 945 nt
Organism: Juglans regia (Persian walnut)
Lineage: Eukaryota; Viridiplantae; Streptophyta; Magnoliopsida; Fagales; Juglandaceae
Product: serine/arginine-rich splicing factor SR45a-like
Exons: 7
Coding region: 130-759 (209 amino acids)
Biological process (GO): positive regulation of mRNA splicing, via spliceosome
Cellular component (GO): spliceosomal complex
Molecular function (GO): RNA binding
Source: RefSeq, a predicted model, not a curated record
CGAUCUCUCUUCCGCGUGGCACUUCAACCAUUCGCUUUUUGCUGAACUUUUCAGUCGUUCUUCAAGCCAGAUAGGCGUUCCCUCACUGUGUUAGGGCAUCCGAGUUGGCUCAGCGAAUCUCCAACCAAGAUGUCAUACUCAAGGGAAGGAAGGUCUGUCUCCCCUCGAGGCUCUAUUUCACCUAGCAGACGUCAUCGUUUGAGGUCGAGGUCAUUGUCAAGGUCGAGGAGAAGUCGGUCCAGGAGUCACGAAUCUGAUGAUGCAACCAAUCCUGGGAAUAAUUUGUAUGUAACAGGACUGUCAACAAGAGUUACUACCAGUGAGGUUGAAAAGUAUUUUGGCAGGGAGGGAAAGGUUUUGGAUUGCCAUCUGGUGACAGAUCCUCACACUAGAGAAUCCCGUGGAUUUGGCUUUGUCACCAUGGAAACGAAUGAGGGUGCUGGGCGCUGUAUCAAGUAUUUGAAUCGUUCAGUUUUUGAAGGUCGAUUGAUUACUGUGGAAAAGGCAAAAAGGAAGCGUGGCAGGACACCAACACCAGGAAGGUAUCAUGGUUUAAGAGAUAAUAGACGAGGACAUGGACGUCGAAGGUCUCGAAGCCAUUCGCCUCGCCGAUGGGGGGGAGACAGGGAUCCCUACUCAAGGGGCCGGCGAGGAAGAUCACGCUCUCCAUACGGUAGUAGGAGGAUUGAUGAUAAUGACUCAUACAGGAGGCGGAAGGAACGUUCCUGGUCAGCAGGCGGUAGUCGCUACACCAGAUAGAACAAAAUUAAUUCCAUAGCAAUGUUCUUAAUGGAUGUGGGCUUUUUCUCGUGAAGUUAGGGAUUAUAGCUGUCUUUUUACUUCCCUUUUGCUGGAUGUUCCUAUCGUGUUUGUCCCUUGAAUUUACUUUAACAUUUGACGUGACUUGUUUUGAUGUAAUAUAUUUUAAAUUAGAAAUUUAUUUUA